GAUGUCGGUAACGCGAGAAGAGUUCAGGCGCCACGUUGCAAGCUGACGCGCAAACUCGGCUCUUGGUGUGUCGGCUUGGGUCAGUCUGAGAACAUUCAAAAGUAAAAUCUACGUUAAAAUAUUUACCGACACUAUGCAGUUGUUACGGCUCUGCAACUGGGAGAGCUGCAUCGGUAUCAUCGUGUUUCCACUCGCACCGACAUGAACACGCCAUGAAAGCGUGGCUGUGUGUAAAUGUCUCGAGUGUUCAGGUCGUAAUGAAGACCAUGAAAAGAAGAUUAGCUGGAGCUGUUAUGGUAGACUGUCUGGGGACCGUCAUCAUGAGACUGUGGGGACCAGCGCUUGUUGUGUGUGAGCUGGCACUCUCUGGCUUUCUGUGGCCGCACACGUGAUUGACAUUGAUGGUCCAGUUUUGGGAAAGAAUGGAAGUGCCCGCACCUGAUAGAGACCAGAGAAGAAGAGCAUGGAGGCUCCUGCAGGACUCCCAAUCUAAGAUGCAAAUCCCAGAGGCUUAAUGGAAGAAUGGGGUUAAUUAAUCCCAGAGGACAUCUCAGAUUGAGGAAAGGGGCUCCUCAGCCCCCUAGAUCUUCCCCCCAUAAAGGUCAUACUUCACAAUAAGAGAACAACGCAUGUGUUGCCCCUCUGACGACUUCUCAUCCCUUCCCUCAAAACAUCUAAUUUGAUCUCUUCUUUCAAUCAGCAGAACCAUAUUGCCUGAGAACAAACCCCUGGAACACACUGGGACAUUAAGUGCUAAUACUAAAUGCUGUCCCUAGGCUCUGAAUCAUCCAUAGAUCUGUGACAAAGCGCCCUUGGAGGCGAUGGAGUCUGGUGCUAAAUGUCUGCCACUGGCUAAACAUCAUUUGUGUACUGACGCUAGAUGCUAAAGACUGUCUCUAGGCCUUGGCUGCGUGACUGUGGCCUGUGAUUUAUGGGUCAUCAUUUGGGUGACAUUUUCCUCUGGUCCAACAUUGUAGUCAGUUGGCAUUACAAUACUUCCCUUACACCUUCUCUGCGCUGUGGCAUGUUCGAGUAAAACUGUGCACGAGUGUGCGCAUGUGCCACAAACGCCAUUCUCAGCCUUUGUGCUGUUGCUGCAGGGUUAUUCUGUUGCAGAGGACGCGUACUUCUGUAGCUGAGUACUGCGACAAAGACCUUAAUACUAUGUGAUGUAAAGGGGUUUGUCUCUAUAGUCUAAUGACCCUAAUUCUUCUCAGAGCAAUAUAAGCGCAGUGAGAUAUCGAAAUGAUAAUUGAAACACCACACCAGAGGAAAUCAAGGAAAUAAAUAUCUCUAUUUUCUCUGCACUACAUCAUCUCCUUCCUCAUUGUAGGUUAUCGACAACACCCGCAAAUUCUAUCUCUCCUCCUUCCAGCUGAUAGGGUGGUGGAGUGGUUUUGGCUGCAGAAAGAGUGUCUCCCCUGGGCUGCAGCACAGCUCCUGUCCCCCUCUCUCCCUGCAGCUGGAGCUACCAGAGCCAGAUGCUACGUAGCUCCACCACCCUCUGUCCCCCCUUUCUCUCUUCCAGGAGGAUGGUGCCCAGAGAGGAGGAUGACAAACGCCUCUGCCUCCUCUUACUGACGGAUUUGGACGACCUGACUCCAGCCCCGCACUGUUCCAACCGCCAGCACAAGAUGUUGACUUAAUGGAAGGGGGUUGGCUGUGGAUGGGCCCAUAUGCGUUUGUAUUGGGAAAAUAUGGCAGGGCAGUGUGUCUGUGUAUCUCUGUGUAUCUGUGUAUUCAAUAGGAUUGUGGGUGUGUUUGUGUGUGCGUGUGUGUGUCUUUUUACCUAGCCCAGACUGCCUACAUCCAUCAUGCCAUGCUGCUCUGGCAGAGAGUGGGACUCAGACAGCUUCACUAACACACGGGAUAUCCCCUCCGUCUCCGCCGAAGACCACUGGAAACUAAUUUUUCCCUCUUCUAAACUUCCGGAAAGAGACUGAUCCUGGUCGGCUUUUUUUUUUCUUUCUGUGGUGUGGAGAACUAGGCUGUAGCCUAUAGUUUGCCAAGGACUUUGACAACAACGCAGGAUGCCCCAAAAAGGGAGACAUUAAGUAGUGAAAACGGCAGAUGAUUGACUAAAUUGUAAUAGAGUGGACAGUCAACUCUGUUUCCAGAAUACCACAACCAAGCCACGUGGGAGUCUGGCGUAGCCUCAAUGAUGCAGAACAGUCACAGUGGCGUAAACCAGCUUGGUGGUGUGUUUGUUAAUGGUAGACCGCUGCCGGAUUCCACCAGGCAGAAAAUAGUUGAACUUGCUCACAGUGGUGCUCGACCCUGCGACAUCUCCAGGAUACUGCAGACCCAUGAUGAAGUCCAAGUGCUGGACAGUGAAAAGGUAUCCAACGGCUGUGUGAGCAAGAUCCUGGGCAGAUAUUAUGAAACGGGCUCCAUAAGACCGAGAGCAAUAGGCGGCAGCAAGCCCAGGGUCGCCACUCCAGAGGUGGUCGCGAAAAUCGCGCAGUACAAGCGGGAGUGUCCGUCUAUCUUCGCGUGGGAGAUCCGUGACAGACUUCUGUCGGAGGGGAUCUGCACCAACGACAAUAUACCCAGUGUGUCAUCGAUAAACAGAGUCCUCCGCAACCUGGCUAGUGAAAAGCAACAGAUGGGCGCAGAUGGCAUGUAUGACAAGCUGAGAAUGCUCAACGGUCAGACAGGAACUUGGGGGACCCGGCCCGGCUGGUACCCCGGAACAUCAGUGCCAGGGCAGCCCAACCAAGAUGGUUGCCAACAACAAGAUGGUGCAGGAGAAAACACAAACUCCAUCAGCUCAAACGGCGAAGAUUCAGAGGAGACACAGAUGCGGCUGCAGCUAAAGAGAAAACUGCAGAGAAAUCGCACGUCCUUCACACAGGAGCAAAUUGAAGCACUGGAAAAAGAAUUUGAAAGAACUCAUUAUCCAGAUGUUUUCGCGCGUGAGAGACUAGCAGCGAAAAUCGACCUGCCCGAAGCAAGAAUACAAGUAUGGUUCUCAAACAGAAGAGCAAAGUGGAGGCGAGAGGAGAAGCUGCGGAACCAGCGCCGGCAGGCCAACAACUCCUCCAGUCACAUUCCCAUCAGCAGCAGCUUCAGCACCAGCGUCUACCAGGCCAUCCCACAGCCCACCACACCGGUGUCUUUCACCUCGGGGUCGAUGCUGGGUAGACCUGACUCAGCACUCACAAACACCUACAGUGCGCUGCCCCCCAUGCCCAGCUUCACCAUGGCAAACAAUCUACCUAUGCAACCCAGCCAGACCUCCUCUUAUUCCUGCAUGCUGCCUACCAGUCCGCCUGUGAACGGGCGGAGCUACGAAACAUACACGCCCCCUCAUAUGCAGGCACAUAUGAACAGCCAAUCAAUGUCCACUUCUGGUACCACCUCAACAGGACUCAUCUCUCCUGGAGUGUCUGUCCCUGUCCAAGUCCCAGGGAGCGAGCCUGACAUGUCUCAGUAUUGGUCAAGACUACAGUAGAGAGAAGAGCUACUUCACCCUGUAACCACCCACUCCACCAUCGCCCUCCGGCAGUGCUCCUCACACAUACACGGCACAGGAGAGUAGAGAAGGCGAGAGAGGGUUGCGAAGAGGCAAGGACAGGAGAAGAGGAGGAGGAGGAGGAGGAAAGAGAGAGACUCUGGGAGAGCUUUGGGACGUCUGGGCUUUGUUUUUCCAGUGGGACUGUGUGCUGUUCUGUAGCUCUAGGCACAUUCAAACGAGGACUUGGAAGAGGGAACAUGGAAAGACAGAAAAAAAAUGGACCUCUGUAAAGUGCCCGGUGUUAAAUUUUUAUGGAACAAAAACUUAUGUUUUUUUCUAUUUCCAACUUCAGUCAUUGUUUCCUUUUUUCUCUGGUGUGUUAGUAAAUGGCCAUUUGUAUGUUAAUAUGAAAAACCAAGAUCAAGUACUGAUAGAUGGACUGCUAGAAAACCAUGUUGGUCUUGCGUUUGUUUGAGAAAGGAGAACCUGAGAGAUUCUGCCAUGACUAUCUUUUAAUCUGCUUAUAUCGAGACUUUCUACCAGCCUUUGCAUGGUCUCUGGACGCUGUUGCAUAUCAUUAAAGACGAAAAGCUGGAGGGAAGACUCUUACUGUGUCAAAAAAAAAAACAAAAAAAAAAACAACAAAAACUAUUUAUUGGUCUUAUUUCUUACGAAUGGAUAUUAGCAGAGGAAGCUCAAACUCGAUCCACCCACUGAGGCUGUGGUCUCGACUCCCCCCCCCCCCCCUCAUGUUCAGAUGAGCUGACUGAGCCUGCGUUUGCUGGCUUAUUAGACACGGAUCACUAUCAACAGCUAAAAGCGUGCAAAGACAGUGCGACAUGCAACACAACUUGGACCUCUGCUUUGGUGGUUGGAUUGACUUCUAGAUUACCACGAAGAACAUUAAAUGUGGAAAACAGGUGUAAAACAAAACCUGUAGUCUGUAAAUGGUAGACUGCGUCUUCGAUAUAAUCCAGUUUGUUUAUGUCAAAAUGUAAAGUACUUGUCUUCCCUAGAAAUCUUCCAGAAAGAUUUCACCAAUAAAAGUUGAUUUCAUUUAUAACCCCGAGAAUAUUCUAUAAAUGUUCCAUGCAUCAUAAAAUACAUUUCUUUAGGGUCAGGUACAAUUUGUCUCUUAGGUAUAGUUGUAUUAUAGUGUCCUAUGGUCAAAAAAAAAAAUUUGUGCAACUAGAAAUAUUUAAUUCCUAUAAUUAUGAUUAAACAUUGCUUGACAGAGUUUUAAACUUAAGUGUUUGGCAGUUGUUUACAAGUACAUAUCAGAUUUAAUCAUUGUUGAUUGUAAAACAGACCAAAGCCUUUGUAUUUCAUCUAGUACACAAUGUUUUUUUUUUUUUUUUAAGAUAUUAGUCUUGUGUUGCAAAAUUUUUGUAAACACGUUCUGUUCAAUUACAUUGGCUUCGAGUUUGUAAGACUGCAGUCUAACCCCGCAGUCCUUAUUUAUAAUUGAAGACCAUGGGAGGGUUUUUCUAGCAUCAUCUGUCAUGCUCUUUUGAGUUUUGCAUUUUUAUUUCAGUGUGUAUGUAGAACAUGGACACAUACUGGGUUUACGUCUGAGCAAUGCUUCUGAGAUAAAAACGUCUACACGCUGUCUCUUAAAUAUUUCAAUUUAAUUUUAUUUAAAAUGGAGCUUUCUAAAUGUAUUUUGUGAA
Molecule: messenger RNA, 5127 nt
Organism: Thunnus maccoyii (southern bluefin tuna)
Lineage: Eukaryota; Metazoa; Chordata; Actinopteri; Scombriformes; Scombridae
Gene: pax6b
Product: paired box 6b
Exons: 16
Coding region: 2159-3454 (431 amino acids)
Biological process (GO): anatomical structure development; regulation of transcription by RNA polymerase II
Molecular function (GO): DNA-binding transcription factor activity, RNA polymerase II-specific; RNA polymerase II cis-regulatory region sequence-specific DNA binding
Source: RefSeq, a predicted model, not a curated record